AUGACUCGGGCGCUAACCGGGUGUCUCGAUCCAAGCGAGUUUGCAGACCGCUUGGAUAGGUACACCGUCGUCAAAGCUCGCUUUCCGCAUGAAGGCAGACGGAAGUGGCGUUUGCGAAUAGCGGAAGAGUUCUUCGCGCUCGCGCUAGAGGACAAGCAGAAAUACGUUGCGGCUGUACCAGUUCCCGUCGCAGAAGCGGAGGAUGCCGAGUACUCUACAGACGACGAUCCGCUAGACGACGCGACGGACGCCCCGGGACUGGGUGUCGUCGUCCGCACCGACUUCUCAAACGAAGAAGCUUGGCAAGCCUUCUCCGAAAAGCUCCAAGCCGCCGAGGCCGAAUUCAGCUCUGCGCCGUCUAACGAGCCCAAAAAGGCAGAAAGCUCUACUGCAGGCGAGACUUCUAGGGAUGCCGACGAGGAGAUGGACGAAGACGGGCCCGAGGCAGACGAAGCUGAGCUCGAUGAAAGCGACACAGCUCCCAUCUUCAACGUUAUCAAUCCCACCGCGACGAGUGGAUGUGAAUGGCUGCAAGACAUUUCCAAUCUUACUGCAUUACGGCUUUUCAAUGACGUCGAUAUCCGACCUGCUCCCGCGCCUGCUACUGGCGAGAAGCGCAUCAAGCCGCCAAAUCGGCUUGUUGACUAUCAUGGUUGGCAGGAAAUCUACAUUGGCAAGACGCUGUGGAUCUACGAUGCCAGGUCCAACACGGACCAGUGUGUCAGACUCGUCGGUCAGCAGGGUGCGAUGUACGGCACUGCUACCGGCGACAGCUGGCGCGCCCGUGUCAGUCACAUCUGCGAGCUGCAGGUUAACCUUGCUUCAGGCGCCAUGACAAUUGACUUCGGAGGGCAAGACCGUUGGGAUUAUCCAGAGCGCGUCCGUAACAUGGAAGAAGCAGAGAGGCCUAUCGCAUGAUCAAAAGAAAUAUAGAGCAGAUUUUGUACCUACUAAACGUGACAGUUCAAUAUAAUUGUACAUGUGCCAACCAGAUAUCUAUGCAAGCCUCAAUAUAAAUAGCGAUAACCAAAAGCGCGAAAGAUAAGUAGUUCUGGAUGCAAAGAGCGGACCAAGCACAUGUUCCAGUGCAGUCGGGCUCACCGUGUCCGCAUGGGGCUGUCCUCGCGCAUGCGCAUCGGCGUGUCUUCGCCUGAAGAAGAUGUUGUAGACCGCAUGUCACUCGUGCGCUGGUGCAUGCGCGAGGACGAGCGCGCGCGGCUGUGAAGAUGCUCAAGCCGCUGGGCACUCGGGCCCGCACGUGCCACGCGGUGGUGGAGCGGCGAGCGGCGGUCGCCAUCGUCGAGGAGCUGAUCCUCCUCGUCUGAGCCGAGGUCGCGGCUGUCGAAAUAGCCCCACGCGCUCUCAAUCUCGUUGUAGCCGGUGUAUGAGCUCGAGCUGGCGGCGCGUCUCGUGCUGCUGCUGAUGGCCAUGCGGGUAUGGAGCGCAGACGGCGAGGUCGAGACCGAGGUCGAAGAAGACGCGGGAGACGAUGACGGCACGGACGCCUGCCGGGGC
Messenger RNA from Phanerochaete carnosa HHB-10118-sp, 1515 nucleotides. RefSeq lists its product as uncharacterized. The record is from RefSeq and is a predicted model, not a curated record. The coding region runs from base 1 to 918 and encodes 305 amino acids. The transcript has 4 exons. NCBI's taxonomy places the organism in Eukaryota, Fungi, Basidiomycota, Agaricomycetes, Polyporales, Phanerochaetaceae.